AUGGCCGGUGCCAACGCGCUGGGCCAAGAGGUUCCAGGCAUUUCAUUUGUGAGCGGGGGAGUCCCUCAAGCCCUCAACCAGGCCACAGGUAAUGCCAAUCCCAAGCGGACCACGGCCGCGAAGCCGAAGGCUGACGACGAGUCCUCGGACUCUGGGCUCUCCUCGUCCUCGAGCAAGUCGGAGCAGACAAAAAAGACGCCCAAGUCGAACCCGACAUGGCAUACCGAGGUGUCGCCCCCGGGAGCCGUGCCGACGGAGCCCUCCGUGGCAUCGGUGCCGGCGAGGAAACGCCGUGCCUCAGUGGACGAGCUGAUGCUGAAGGCGAAGUCCGGAGCAGCCGAAGCCUACAGAGGGCUCACCAUGGAUCCUGCCAAAGCGCUUCAGAAGAAGCGCGAGCGUCUGCAGGAGGCCUGGGUUGAGCCAGAGUCGAUUAUAGACGAGAUGAGCAGCUUCGAGAAGGGAUGCGGCUAUCGCUUCGUGUUGAAGGAGAGCAGCUAUCUCCGCAAAAGCUGGAGCUUCAUAGUGGCCUUACUGCUGCUGUACACAGGCACUGUAUUUCCCUACAAGCUGGCUUUUAUAGAGUUUUACAUCGGGGCGAGUGAAGAGUUCGAAAAGUCGACCGAGAGAGCCUGGAUGCCAGUCGAGCUGACGGUGGACAUUCUCUUUUGGAUCGAUCUGUUCCUUAUCUUCCUCUUCAGCUACAAGGACGAGAACCUGCAAGUUGAGGUCUGCGACUUGAAGGCCAUCGGUUGCCGAUAUCUGAAGGGCUUCUUCUUCGUGAACUUCUUGGCCUGUGUUCCGCCAUCUUGGUUUAGCGUUCUCUUUAGCGGCGGCGGUGAGGAUUCCUCCUCGUCUCUGAACAAGAGCCUGCGGCUUUCCCGGCUGCACCGCACCAGCCGACUGGCAAGGCUGGCGCGGCUGGGACGGCUCGCGAAGCUCGCGCCUUUCCUCCACGAGAGCGCGACGUGGAAGUAUAUCCAGGCAUUCCGAGGCGUUCGUAUGAUGAACCUCACCGUCGGCCUGAUGUGGGUGGUGCACUUGAUGGCAUGCGGAUGGUAUCUCUGCGCUGCGCUGCACGAAGAGCCGAACGACACGUGGGUCGCCCGCCGUUCCAUCAACAACGACGGGGAUGUUUUGAUGGGGCAGGAUCCUUCGGAGCAAUGGGUGCAUGCGCUCUACUUUAUCCUGACUAUCUUCACCACGGUCGGCUUCGGGGAUAUGUCUGCCUUCACCACGGCAGAGACACUCUACGUCGACUGGGCGAUGAUUGUCGGAACAGUGGUGAACAGUAUCAUCAUGUCCGAGGUCAUCACCACGCUGACCGGCGUGGACCGAGCUCAGGCUGAGCUGAACAAACGCUACGCUCUCAUCAAGGAGUUCAGCGAGCAUGCGCGGCUCAGCGGCAAGGUGACCACAGCCUUCGAGAAAGCAGUGCAGCGCGCAUCCCACGCCGGAGAGAUGAGGGUCGAUCCGGCGCUGAUGAAGUCGUUCUUCGCAAGCGACACGCUUCCGCGUGAGCUGAUGCUGGACUUGACGAGGGACCUGUUCCAAGGCAUGCUCAUUCGGAACGAGAUUCUGGUGACGGUGGAAAGCCACGGCAUUCCGCUGUCCUCGCGCUUGCCUCUCAUUCUAGCAGCCGUGAUGCACCCGAAGCAGUUCCAAUUCCAGGACGUUGUGUACCAGAACGCCGACCAGCCGAUACACAUCUACCUCGUCAUGCGAGGCUAUGCCGUUGUUGUGGGCGAAGCGAACAUGCAAGCGCUUACUGCAGGGAUACGAGGGCACAAGAACCGGAUCGAGCCGGCGACUUUUACCUUUGAGGGCCAUCUACCCGAGGGGACACCUCUGGUGAUCAUUGAAGAGGGCAUGAAGGCCGAGGAGGUGAGGCUACUUGGCAAGACCUAUGUCAACGACAUAGACUGGGCUUCGCUCGCAACUUGGUGUGGAAAGCCUGAGUUGGCCGACCUCUUUCGGGCCACUUGCCAGUACACUCGGUGGCGGAGGCACCCACGGGUCAUUGGCAACACUCCUGGCUUUGCCUGCACCAGUAUGGAAGGGGCAGGCAUCAAAGGCCCAUAUGGAAGAGAUCUGGUCACAGCGACCAUAAAGCUGGUUGCAUGUGGCGAGUCGGGACUUGUGAAGCAGCUCUAG
Symbiodinium sp. CCMP2592 is the source of this 2151-nucleotide messenger RNA. NCBI's taxonomy places the organism in Eukaryota, Dinophyceae, Suessiales, Symbiodiniaceae. The record is from the annotation of a GenBank genome assembly.